Schistocerca piceifrons (Central American locust) is the source of this 3857-nucleotide messenger RNA. Its product is annotated as guanine nucleotide exchange factor DBS-like. NCBI's taxonomy places the organism in Eukaryota, Metazoa, Arthropoda, Insecta, Orthoptera, Acrididae. The transcript is spliced from 22 exons. Gene Ontology annotation, cellular component: cytoplasm. The coding region runs from base 463 to 3672 and encodes 1069 amino acids. The record is from RefSeq and is a predicted model, not a curated record. Gene Ontology annotation, biological process: intracellular signal transduction. Gene Ontology annotation, molecular function: protein binding; guanyl-nucleotide exchange factor activity.
UGCUCUGUAUAUGGUUGUCGCUACCCAUAAACGCAAAGUAGUGAUAGCUAGUUUUCUUCCGUAAAUAUUUAUGAUGGGUUUGGCAGGGCGUGGAAUAAUAAGGAAACUUGUUAUCAGGAAGUUCGUGACAUCGACGCAUGUGUGACAGCUGUCAGAAGUCAGUUGCGAAAUAGUGCGCCGGUGGUGUUGGAAGCAUAUAAAUUGAGAAAUUCACUCAGUAAUCGUCGGCUGCAGAAUAGUCGAAGCAGAACGGAGAACAGUAAAAACAGAUCUGGAGAAACUACAGUUGAUUGUUACAUCGUUAGAGAAGUAAAGUGGAUUAUUUACAAAAUGUAUAAGGUCGCAUUUACGUUCCUGGAAGCGGCGGUCUGGUCAUAAACAUCCUGUUGCGGAGCGAUUAAUCUCAGAUUUGAGGAUAGUAACGAGAAUUUAUGUUGAACGUACAGCUAAUUAAAUGAUGUAAUGGAGACAAAUGAACUGGCAGUCCGAGAUGUUGUUGAUCUGCUUCAUGCAAAAUUUGCCAUUAUAACUGGAGGAAAGUCACGUGAUGGGUGUCCAAUUAUUGUCUUUCCUGAUCUGGGUAAUUUCUGCGGCUUGGGUGAUGAAGAAUACAAGCGCCUUAUUUUGUACCUCACCUCUGUCCCUUCAAUGCAGGAGGCUGAUGUUGGCUUUGUUUUGGUUGUGGAUCGUCGUAAUGACAAAUGGAGUUCCGUGAAGGCCGUCCUUCUGAAAAUCUCAGGCUUUUUCCCUGGCCUAAUACAUGUGGCAUAUGUUUUACGGCCAGUUGGUUUUCUUCAGAAGGCUAUUUUGGAAUUUACCAAUAAACUGUCAAAGGAUGAGUUCAAAUUCAAGGUCAUUGUAUGCAACUGUGUUGAAGAUUUGCAUGAGUACAUUGAUAAAGCACAGUUAACACCUGAUCUUGGAGGAGAAAUCAACUACAACCAUGAGGAAUGGAUACAACAAAGACUUGCUCUGGAAAAGUUCUCAUGCAACACACAAGAAGUAUCAGAUGCUCUGGACAGCUUUACCCAGCGAUUGCAAGACACUGAGUUCCCUAAUGACGUCAGUGCAACACAACAGUUGCUUAAGACGCAGGGUACUGAAUAUGCAGAGCUGAAAGAAGAAAUUCUCCAAGCAGCUCGACAUGGUGAAGAUUUACUAAACGAUAUCCGUCAGUCAUCAUCUGUUUGCAGAGAAGACCAACAAGAAAUGUACAAAAUGUGUCCCCAUCGUUUAGGCAAUGUUACUGCUGUAGAGAGGUUGUUAGUCCAGCUUGAAGAAACAGAAAGAACAUUUGAUGAUUUUUGGCAGAAUCAUUCUGCAAAACUUAGACAGUGUCUAGAACUGCGAAAAUUUGAACAAGACUUUAAGGAGUUACAGGGUAAUUUUGAUAGCCAUCUAAAAACAAUAUGUGAAAUGACUGAGAUUGGUGAAACUGUAGCUAGAGUUGAAAUACUGUUAAAUGAAGCUAGAGGUUUCCAAAAAAUGUGUUUGAUGGAUAUAGAACGAGCAGAAGAACUAAUUACAACAGGACAGCAGCUUCUGUCCAGUCGUCAUUAUUGUCCAUUGGAUUGUGUUCAACCGAAGUGUGAUGAACUUCAGCGUAUGUGUGAUAUUCUUUCAGAAAGAAUUAACUGCCGAUUGGAAACUCUAGUAAAAAAUAAAGAAUUGCAGGAUCGAAUAGAGAAGGCUAAUCGGUGGUGUGCAAAGGGAAUAGACCUUCUGGCAUCACAGCACAUUGAAAAGUGGUCUUCAUCUCCAGAAGUGGCUGAACAGUGCUUAUCAGAAAUUCAGCAGUAUAUUGCAAGUGCAGAAGAGUUCAAGCUUAGCAGUCCGAAAGAGUUUCGGACACUUUUUCAGGAUUCAAUAACACCAGAAACAAAGGCACUUGUCACACAGGUGUUACAUCGAAUAGAUGACGUUACAAUGAUGUGUGAUAAAAGACUGGACAGUCUGAAGCGUAUGAUUCAGAAGCCACCUAGACCUGUCCAGACAGUGAUACCAGAGCCUGGUGUACCAUUACAACCUCCAGGAGGUGCUCCAAACUUAUCUCGUGACCAUCACAAUGUUAACAAGGGAUCAAAAGUGUUUAGGAAAGCCAAUACCAUGCCAAAGAUUGAUAUGCCCUCUGAUUCAUGGCAGAUUCCUGUAAAAUCUUAUGAAUCUAAUGACACAAAUCUGUCUCCUGACAAUGAAGUAAAUCAUGAUCAAGAGACUUUGAAAAUUAAACAAGGCCAUGUCCUAACAGAACUGUUGGAAACAGAAAAGGUGUACGUAUCAGAGCUCGGAUCUAUUAUAAAGGGCUACAAACGUGAAAUGCAAGCAAGUGACAUGCAGUCUAUAAUACCUCAGGCCCUACUGGGGAAAUCAGAUGUGUUGUUUGGUAAUUUAGAGGAACUUUAUUCUUUCCAUGGGGAUGUUUUUCUGAAAGAUUUGGAAAACUGCAUCACAAGCACUGAACUUGUGGCAUUGUGUUUCAUACAGAGGCGUGAUGCCUUUUACCGUCUGUACAGUUACUACUGUCAGAACAUACCACGAUCAGAACAUCUAAGGGAAAUGGUAGGCGAGAAAAACAUAUUUUUCCAGGCUUGUCAGUUGAAGCUUGGCCACAAACUGCCACUCGCAGCGUAUUUAUUGAAGCCUGUUCAGAGGAUAACGAAAUAUCAACUGCUGUUGAAGGACCUAAUACACUACAGUGAAGAUGGCAAAUGUGGUAGAGAACUUCAGGAAGCACUUGAUGGUAUGCUGAUUGUGCUCAAGUGUGUGAAUGACAGUAUGCACCAAAUUGCAAUAACUGGAUUUUGGGGGGAUUUGAGUGACCAAGGAGAGUUACUAAUGCAGGGCUCAUUCUCUGUCUGGACAGAAAGCAAGAAAGACAGGCUACGAGAACUACGCCUCAAACCUAUGCAGAGACACAUCUUCUUAUAUCAGAAGGCUAUGCUUUUCUGUAAAAAGAUUACCAAAGAAGGCCAGAAUAAAGCUGAAUAUCAUUUCAAACGAUAUUUGAAGAUGUCUCAGAUAGGGUUAACAGAGUCUGUGAAAGGUGAUGGCCGUAAAUUUGAAGUUUGGCUGCAGGGGCGGCAGGAAGUUCACACCAUUCAAGCUUUAACCUUAGAACAGAAGGAAGUAUGGGUGAGCAAGAUAAAAAGUGUCCUACUUGAUCAGUUAGCAGAACUGAAGGGCGAAAAGAUCAGGCAGUACUCAAUGGCAGGUGGAAGCAAAAUUAUUCACAGGCCAUUACACCAGACAACAUCAUGGGAUAGCCAUUCAUGUCUUCCAAAAAAUGGAGGUCUAACAUUUGAAGAAUCUCAAAAUAAACGUCCUCAUGUAGUGACUGAAAAUCCUGAAGAAGAAGCUGCAUGGAGCUCAGAGUACAGUAACAGUGAUGAUGAGGAUACUUUCGUAGAGCACACAGAGGGAGGUAGGUAUGUAGCUCUGGCUGAUUACUGUGCAAUGGGGCAUAGUGAAGUCUCCAUGCAUGAAGGUGAUACCGUUGAAUUAUUGAAGGUUGGCUGUGGAGGAUGGUGGUACAUCAGAGUAUCAGCAUCACAACUGGAAGGAUGGGCUCCUUCUGCCUAUUUAGACCCACUAGGUAGAAAAUCUUCCCGAAAUUCUCAGUCUCUUAGUGGUCGAGAGAGUGGAAGAUCAGCAGUAAAUCCUCCAACGGAAUAAUGAUGGAAAUUCUUUUACAUGCAUCUGCUACCACCAUUCCACUUAAAGUUACAGCAGGUUCCUUGUUGCAUUCAUGAAGAAAAUAAGCAAAAGGAUUUAGCUUGCAUGGUGAUUAAGUGUACUUAAAAAUGAAGAAAUUUGUAUCCAAACUUUUUGACAUUUUUGAUGGUUACUAUGAUUUAGUA